Molecule: messenger RNA, 1120 nt
Organism: Bombus pyrosoma
Lineage: Eukaryota; Metazoa; Arthropoda; Insecta; Hymenoptera; Apidae
Product: mitochondrial import inner membrane translocase subunit Tim21
Exons: 7
Coding region: 319-990 (223 amino acids)
Biological process (GO): protein import into mitochondrial matrix
Cellular component (GO): TIM23 mitochondrial import inner membrane translocase complex
Source: RefSeq, a predicted model, not a curated record
AGCAAUUUAUCAUAAGUAAUAUCAUGACCGUGUUCUUUUAUUAAAUCUUUGCAGAUUAAUUUUACUUGAUCUCUCCAUCCACAUUCAACUAAUCGACGACGUAGCAACUCUUUUAGUCUAAAAAAUUUUAUCACUUCUCUUACAACACGGUCUUUAAAGAGAGCCACACUGUUUACUCCUGCUUAAUAUGUAAUGUAUGUAAAAUAGGUAAAGAAAAUAGAUGAUAAAUUAUUAAAAGACGGUUUCAAAAUCUACUAGGACAAUUGGUACAAUGUUUGUGUUAGUUUCAGAAAUAUUAUUUUUACAACAUGCAACGAGAUGGCAUCAACACGAGUAAUCAAUUGCAUUUCGUACAAAAGACUUGUAGCAGUCUCUAGUCUAAAAAAUAUAUACAUUCUUUCUAAUUUUAGUAUUAAUUCUAAUUUUCGACAAAAUGCAUUAUAUUGUACAAAAAAAUCAAUUGCUAAAACAGAUCAUGUUGAACAUGAAAAUAAAAUACAAGUUGGAUUUGCGGAUGUAGUUAAAGAAAAUACAAAAUCUAUUGGAUAUUUAGGUGUAAUAAUUAGUGGUAUAGGAAUUACUGCUUUCAUGUUUUAUAUGAUUUUUGAUGAAUUAUUUUCCAAUAAAAGUCCAAACAGCGUAUACAGUAAAGCAUUAGAUCGCUGCAUUAAACAUCCUAAAGUAACAGAUGCCCUAGGAGAACCGAUAAAAGCAUAUGGAGAAGAGAGCAGACGUGGGCGUAGAAGUCACAUAAGUCAUAUUACCUUUGAAAAGGAUGGAGUACGUCAUAUGAGAAUGAAAUUUUAUAUUCAAGGUAUAAGGAGACGUGCAACUGUGAAUUUAGAAGUGCAAGAAGAUGAAUCUGGCAAUUAUAUGUACAGAUAUUUAUAUGUACUUGUGGAUGAUAUUUUGCAAACUAUUAUUAAAAUAGAAGACAACAGAGAGCAGAAGAGGAGCUCCAAUACUGAAGCAGAACUUGAAUGGAAUUAAUAUGUUAGAUCUUUCUAAUUAAUAUUUGGUACAUUAUGUAUAGACACGUUGAUAAUCGAUUAUUUGCAGCAAUAUUAUUUUAAAUACACUUUUGUAAAAUUUAUAUCAAAUAAAUACGGUGAUACUUGAA